Molecule: messenger RNA, 4740 nt
Organism: Saprolegnia parasitica CBS 223.65
Lineage: Eukaryota; Oomycota; Saprolegniomycetes; Saprolegniales; Saprolegniaceae
Exons: 2
Coding region: 1-4740 (1579 amino acids)
Source: RefSeq, a predicted model, not a curated record
AUGAAGACGGUCUUCCUCGCGGCAGUCCUCGCGGCGCCGAUGAUCGCGGCCAAGAGCAUGGAGGCCGACCGAUCCAGCGUGUACGCCUACGGCGACGACAACACGAAGAGCGGGAUCCGCGGCUUCGCUGACGACGACGACGCCUACGCCACGGAAGGCUACGUGUACGGCUACACACAAGGCUAUGUGCACGAGCACGACAAGCACCUGGCACCAGGCCCGCGCGGCCACAAGGGCAAGCCUGGCAAGAGCGGCAAGAAGGGCGACCGUGGCCAGCGCGGGCCCCAAGGAGCCAAGGGCGACAAGGGCGACCGUGGCUAUACGGGCCCGAAGGGCAACAAAGGCGACCGCGGAAAAGACGGCAAGCGCGGCGACGAAGGCCCGAAGGGCAACCAGGGCCCGCAAGGCAACCAGGGUCCCGCCGGUCCUAAGGGUGAUGCCGGCGAUCACGGUCAAUAUUACAGCAACGGCAACCUCGUCAACACGCUCGGUGACACGCUCGGUGACACGGUUGGCACGCUCGGUGACACGGUCGACACGGUAGUUGACACGGUCGUUGACACGGUUGACACGGUCCUCGACACAGUCGGUGGCACGAUCACCACAGUCGGUGGCACGGUCAACACGGUCGGUGGCAUUGUAAAUACGGUCGGCUACAAGGUCGGUGGCACUGUCGGCACGAUUGGUGGCACUGUCGGCACGAUUGGUGGCAUUGUCGACACGGUCGGUGGCACUGUCGGCACAGUUGUUGACACGGUCGGUGGCACUGUCGGCACAGUCGUUGACACGGUUGGUGGCACGGUCGGUGGCACGGUCGGCGGCACUGUCGACACGGUCGUCGACACGGUCGGUGGCACUGUCGGCACGAUCAGUGGCACGAUUGGUGGCCUUUUCGGGACUAGCACACUGCUCGGAGUCAACGGUGGUCAUCUCCUCCUUGAGAACGAGUCGGAAGGCUAUGGCCGCGGUAACCGUCGUGACGACGCCUCUGACGAAGGCACAAAUGGCGUAAUCCGAAACUUCGUCGACGACGACGACGCCUACGCCACGGAAGGCCUUCUCCACGGUUAUGUCCAGGGCUAUGUGCACGAGCACGACAAGCAUCGCGCACCAGGCCCGCGCGGAAAGAAGGGCGAGCAAGGCAAGAAGGGCAAGAAGGGCGACCGUGGCCAGCGCGGACCCCAAGGAGUCAAGGGCGACAAGGGUGACCAUGGCUACAAGGGCCCGAAGGGCGACAAAGGCAACAGCGGAAAAGACGGCAAGCGCGGCGACAAAGGCCCAACGGGCAACCAGGGCCCGGAAGGCGAGCAGGGUCCCGCCGGCCCUAAGGGCGAUGCUGGCGGUCACCUCGGAGGUCAUUACUACAGCAACGGCAACCUUGUCGACACAGUUGUUGACACGGUCGGUGGCACGGUCGGUGGCACUGUCGGCACGAUUGGUGGCACUGUCGGCACAGUCGUUGACACGGUCGGUGGCACGGUCGGCACAGUCGUCGACACGGUCGGUGGCACGGUCGGCACAGUCGUCGACACGGUCGGUGGCACGGUCGGCGGCACUGUUGACACGGUCGUCGACACGGUCGGUGGCACUGUGGGUACAGUCGUUGACACGGUCGGUGGCACGGUCGGCGGCACUGUUGACACGGUCGUUGACACGGUCGGUGGCACGGUCGGCGGCACUGUUGACACGGUCGUUGACACGGUCGGUGGCACGGUCGACGCGAUCAGUGGCACGAUUGGUGGCCUUUUCAAGAUGAGCACACUGCUGGGUGUCAACGGUGGUCAUCUCUUUCUCGAGAACGAGUCGGAAGGAUAUGGCCGCGGUAACCGUCGUGACGACGCCUCUGACGAAGGCACAAAUGGCGUAAUCCGCAACGUUGUCGACGACGCCUACGUCACGGAAGGCAAUGUCCAUGGUUACGUUCAAGGCUAUGUGCACGAGCACGACAAGCACCUCACCCCAGGCCCGCGCGGCAAGAAGGGCAAACCUGGCAAGAACGGCAAGAAGGGCGACCGUGGCCAGCGCGGACCCCAAGGAGCCAAGGGCGACAAGGGUGGUCGUGGCGUCAAGGGCCCGAAGGGCGACAAGGGUGACGACGGAAAAGACGGCAAGCGCGGCGCCGAAGGCCCGAAGGGCAACCAGGGCCCGAAAGGCAACCAGGGUGCCGCCGGUCCCAAGGGCGAGGCUGGCGAACCGAAAUACGCCAGCCAAUACGACGAACCCGUGGGUGGCUACGGCGACCAAUAUGAAGACGACAUUGACGACUACGAGGUCGACACGUACGACAACGAGGACGACACGUACGGCGACGAGGCUGAGACUUACGACGACGAGGCCGACACGUACGACAACGACGACGACGUCGAAGCGGAUUCCGGCGAUGAUUACUAUGGCCGCCUCUUCUUGGAGUCGGCCAAGGGCGCGCCGCCGAAGCGCAACCCGCAAGGCUACAAGCCGCGCGUCCGCGCCACGCCGGCGCCGCCGUUGGCCAAAGGCGAGAAGGAGUUCAACCAGUUCUGGAGCGCGGCCAAGUUCUGCGACGCGGAGCUCGCGCUGACCGAGUGCCUCAUCCAGUGCAACGCGAUCACGGACUUUGCGACGUCGAGCCGCGUCGCCAAGUGCAUCCAGCGGUUCUCCAACACGCUGUGCCCGACGCUGCCGGCCGACGGCUGCAGCACCGGUCGCGUCACGCUCUCGCCGCAAAGCUGCUCGAGCGAUGCGCUUGUCGCGGCCAUGUACACGAUCGGCGAGAUCCAAAAGACGGUGAUCGGCGACGAGGCGGCGCCGGUCGACCUCUACAAGGCCGACAACCCGGACUCGUUCUCGGCCAUCAAGCUCGCGGUCACGAUGCAGGCGCUCGUCAACUACGGCAACUGCGUCGGCGGCUCGCUCUUGAACUACGCCGACACGUGCAACGCCAAGAAGUUCUUCAAGAGCAACACCAACGCGUGCGUCAACGACAUUCUCGCGACGUGCAACGGCAAGGCCACGAACGAAGCGACGACGCACGACCCGGUCCGGCUCGGUGACAUCCUCACGUCGCCCCAGCUGGUGCUCACGUCGCCCCAGCCGGUGCUGACUGAUGUCUCCAGCAUCCUCUUGAGCCAAGGCAACGACGAACGCGCGGCAGCUUACAACUACGUCCGCGAGCACCACACGGAAGACGCCAAGGAAGUCGAGAAGCUCGGCGCGCUCAUUCAAAGCGCCGGCGCGGUCGAGUACCGCAAGGUCGACGUGACGAUCACCGAGCACAAGACGAGCGAGAACGAAGCCGGCAUCACCGUGUGCCCCAACAGCUACACGCCGCUCAACUACCGCCUUCCGUUCGCCAAGGCGUUCACGCCGGCCAUGUUCAGCACCGCCGGCGGCAUCCCGGCCUCGUUCGUGCCGUACGACGUGCCCGGCUUCCCGCUCACCGACGUCGCCUUUCACUUUCCCGCGCAGUCGUACGACGCCACGACGUCGUCGUGGAAGCCGGCGGUGUACGAGAAAGGCUCGGCUAACCAGUUUCCCGAAGGCACGCCGCUCGACCCGCUCACGCCCAAGGGCGGCAUCCGCGACACGUGCGAGAAGUUCCACUUCCUCUCGAUGCUCGCGUGGUUUGCGGGCGAAGACACGGGCGACUACUGCUUUACGAUCGACGGCUACACGGCCGAGUUUGUCGAGUCGGGCGAAGUGCACCCGCUGAGCUGGGACGAGGUUCAAGUCGCCAACAUCUGCCCGGACACUCAGGUCCUGACCACUCGCCAGACCGCAAUCACUGCGAGCGUCACCGUGCUCAACGCAGCGGCGCCGGAGCUUAUCAACGGACUCUCGACCACGCUGGCGCUCGACCAAGCCGCGCUCCUCGGCGCGGCGGUUGCGACCCCUGGCUGCGCCUCGUGCUACAACGUCAAGUGGCGCGACCCGGCCUACUGCCCGCGCCACAUCGCUCGCUUCGGCAUGCAAUUGCGCUGCUGCAAGUCGUUUGCCAACACGAUGGACGCCCGGAUUGCCAAGACGCCGACCAAGAAGCGCGUGCCGUGCGGGUCGUACUCGGCCGAGUGGGACGGUGUCUGCACGGCCGAGGACGACCUCGAGUUCACGCACACAGUGUACUCCAAGGUCGGCAAGGGCGAGCUCCAGCCGACGACGUCGGCCUACUACACCAACGCGGACGGCGUCUUCAACAAGGCGAUCCACCUCUUUGCGAUUUUCCAAGGCGCGCUCCGAGAACCUCUCGUGCUCGCGUUCUUCAACUGGAACAACGACUGCAGCGUCAAGGCGACGCUGACGCUCGACCGACCGGUGCGCACCGCGUACGUCAAGAAGACUGUCGCGGACGACAAGGCGAUUUGCGCCGACAAGCCCGAGCACACGUACAUCACCGGCAACGCGUGGUGCGACGCGGCCAACUCGCUGCUCCAGACGACCGUCGACUGGACGACGCUCCUCGGCCUCGAGCCCGAGGACGGCAAGUGCUACGCGCCCACGUGCCUCCUCUCGCGCUACGUGACGUGCUCGGAAGCCCCGGAGCCGGAGCCCAAGAAGAAGGGGUACUAUGUGCCCCACGCCCGCGAGUACAACGCGCCAACGAGCUACGACCGCAGCCUCUUGGCCGUGCCGUCGGCCGCGUCCGUGUACACGCUCAGCGCCAUGGGCUUCAUGGCGGGCAUCGCCGCCGUCGUCGUUGGCCAAGUCGUCCUCGUCACGCGCCAUGACGAGAGCGCCGGAUCGCCGUACCACCAGCAGAUCUUGUAA